AUAGUAUAACUAUUUUUUUUUAAUGUUUCAUUAAAAUUAUCUUACAUCAUCGUAUAUGUGCCUAAUGUAUGUAUAUGUUUUGUGUUUUAUCCUUCUAUCCUGCAGUAUAGUUGCCACUUCCGGUAAGUUUGUUUUGACAAUCAAGUAAUAUUUAUGACAGUGACAACCGAGUGCGGACAAACCAAAACAAGAUGGCUUCCAAAUGUGGGGCAGUCUCAACAACAAGCUACCAAAAACUAAGUACUAACAGCACUGAAAAUGGCAUAGCUAACGAUGUUAUUGUUGAAUGCGAUGAAAAUUUUCCAGAAGUAUUUUCAGAUGAGACUGAAGAUGUCAAAAGUAGUGAUUCUAGUCGAGAAAAUACAUUGGAAAAGACAGCCAGCAGAAAACGCAGUGUUUUAAAAAAGUCUGAUCAAAGGUCUAAGACUGGACUUCAAAAAAGAGUAUCUUUUUCAUCAGUUGCAUCAGAAAGACAAAGAAGAGUUUCCAAUGCAAGCGACUGUUUCAUAUACAUGCAAAAUGGAGCAGAAUUUCUUAAAGUUCGACCUGGUGGUAGGCAAUACCAAAGAUUUUAUCAGCUGAACCAAGACAUGGAUUUACUGCAUUGGAGACCUUCUUCAAAGAAACCUGAGAAAGCUAUAUUGCCUGUUGAGCUGUUUUACGAGAUUCGAGCCGGCAAAAACACGACAAUCUUCAAAGAGCAAGGCAGUUCUUUCUCUGAAGAUUGCUGUUUUUCAUUAAUUGUUGGACCCAACUAUGACUCUAUUGAUCUAGUAGCAAAGACAUCAGACGAGGCUAACAUUUGGAUCACUGGAUUAAGAUUGCUGAAUCAAAAAACAGAAUCAAUUUCGAUGGAUGAUGAAUCAGACAUGAGGGAAAAGUGGUUAAAACAACAAUUUCGACUGAUUGAUAAAGAAAGAAUCGGAGCUCUGAACGAAAAAAGUAUCUUGUUUUUAUUAAAGAAACUGCGAAUAAAUGCACCACAACACAUUGUGAAGUCUAAAUUUCUAGAAGUUGUAUCCAGAUCGCAAUGUGACAUUUUAAAUUCCAUAGAUGAAAAUGAUUUUUGUCAGUUUUUUAUCGAUUUGACAACACGCCAGGAAAUGUAUUUUUUAUUAGUAAAAUAUUCAAGCAAUGGCUUGUAUUUGACCACUGAUGAUCUCCUGAUAUUCUUAGAAACAGAACAAGGUAUCACAUGGGCGGGUAAAGAGCAUUCAUUAGAUAUAAUUAAUAGAUGUGAGCCAUCGGAAGAAGGCAGAAACAAACAAAUAUUAGGGCUUGACGGAUUGACAAAAUAUUUCUCUGAAAAGGAUUGUAAUAUAUUUGAUCCUGAUCAUUUGAAGGUCUGCGAAGAUAUGAAAAAGCCAUUGUCGCAUUAUUACAUUGCUUCCUCACAUAACACAUACUUGUUAGAUGACCAGCUUAAGGGAAGGUCAAGUGUACAGGGAUAUGUAUCAAGUUUGCAGAGAGGUUGUCGAUGUGUUGAAUUGGAUUGCUGGGAUGGACCAAACAACGAACCAAUAAUAUACCAUGGUCACACUCUUACAACUAAAAUUUUAUUUUCUGAUGUGUUAAAAGCUAUUAAUGAUUAUGCCUUUAUUUCUUCUGACUAUCCUCUCAUAUUAUCUUUGGAAAAUCAUUGUUCUAUCAAACAGCAAGAAGUGAUGGCCAUGUAUUUAAAACAAAUUUUUAAAGAUUCUUUGUAUAAAACACCAGUAAAUGAAAGUAUUUCAUAUCUCCCUUCUCCUGAAUCCCUCAAGGGAAAAAUUAUAGUCAAGAAUAAAAAGUUACCUCGAAGCAGUUCCAGUUCUGUGUCAGAGGUUGGUGACGUCAGUGAGGAAGAGGAAGAAGAUCAGUCCAUUAUUAUAAAAAAUCUCGAAAACGAAAAACGAAACGAGGGUACUGAUAAUAUUGCAUUUCAAAAGCAGUUAAUACAACAGCAACCACAAAAGAGUUUAAGAAAAGCAUCCGCUUCAGAGGCGCAAGUUACAAGCAGUAAGAUGAUGAAACUCGCUCCAGAUCUGUCGGAAUUAGUUAAUUUAUGUAAAUCCGUACGUUUUCAAAGUUUUCAACAAUCGUUCGACCGACAGAAAUAUUGGGAGAUCUGUUCAAUUGGUGAAACAAGCGGCAGACGGUUGUGUCAGACAUGCCCUGAAGAAUUCGUUAGUUACAAUAAAAAGUUUCUUAGCCGUGUUUACCCUGCAGCGAAACGCAUGGACUCUAGUAAUUAUAACCCUGUGGAAUUUUGGAACUGCGGAUGUCAGCUAGUGGCUUUAAAUUACCAGUAUCCGGGUUUAGCAAUGGAUUUAAACAGAGGGAGAUUUUUGAAAAAUGGUCAAUGUGGGUACACCUUAAAGCCUUCGGUAAUGAGGGAAGAAGUGGCGUAUUUUAGUCCAACGAUGAAAAAUGAAAUUCCUGGUAUUUGUCCUCUCACGCUACAAAUAAAAGUUAUAAGUGGCUUCCAAUUACCUAAACCACGUGGCUCGACGUCAAAAGGAGACGCACUAGAUCCAUACGUGAUGGUAGAACUGUAUGGCAUAGCUGCUGACUGCCACUACGAACGAACUCGGACCAUCCCGCACAAUGGUUACAACCCUGUGUUCGACGAAACAUUCGAAUUUCGAAUAAUUUUACCUGAAAUAGCUCUCUUACGAUUUGUGGUUUUGGACGAUGACCACAUUGGAGAUUGCUUUAUAGGACAGUUCACGAUACCUGUGGACUGUAUACGACAAGGUUAUCGCACUGUAUACUUGCUAUCAAACAUGGGAGAGAACAUUGCUCCCGCUUCUUUAUUUGUACAUAUCUCAUUUUUGCCACAGUCUGAAAUGACUCUAAAGAAUAAAGGUUUUUCUAUACCAAAAUCAUUGAAGAAAAAAGACUAUACAAGUUUAAAGAGUCUGGGUAUGAAGGUUAUCGAUGACACUUUCAAGCUUUCUAUCCAUCCGUUACGAGAAGCCACCAACUUACGUGAUAACUUUCAAAUAAGUUUAAACACGUUUAAGGACUGCUGUGGGUUAACACCGCGCGCAAACAUCAAACAGUGUAUUCGUAUUCUGGCGAGCCGCCUUGAUCAUGCUGCGGAAACAUCUGCCGUAAAAGUAGCGUUAAAAUUUUCUACUGAGAUACCGACCUUAGAAAAACUAGGUGAUCCUGGUCACGUGUUAUCCAAAGCUCUCGAUGCUUUUGAAGAUUUUUUAAAUGAAAGUAAAACCUUACUGGAGCAUGCUGGUGAUGUCUACGAGCGAUUAUCUCACGCUAGAAGAUCAGCACUGGAGUGGCAUAGUGACUUGCGGAAGAAAUGUGCGCAAGAAGGUUUCAAAGAAAAGAGAACACACAAGGUUAUAGAGAAUUUUUCUUGGAACAUUAAAGUAUUAUCUGGGCAAGCAGAUUUACUAAAGACUGCAAAGCAGCACUGUGAAGACUAUAUGAGACAGAUAAGAGACGUUUCACGUACAUGCAGCUUAGGAGACGAAAAUGAGUCCAAUACAGCCAUGUAGCCGAUUUUAAUUGUCUCAUCCGUGUCAAGGGAUGUGUUUUAAUUAACCCAGUAUCGCUGGUGCAUGCGAGAAAUGCCUGAUGAAGAAAAUCAACUGGCGCUAAGCUGUCAUGUGAUAGGCUGAUGAAUUCUGUUAUCGUGCGUGGACGAGUACCUUUAUUGAGUAAGUUCAAGAUAAUGUCUAAUGUCAACUUUAAAUUGAUGUCACUGGUGCCAGAUACAUUGAUAAACUUAAAUGCUUCUCGAUAAGUAUCUUUCAGGAAAGAAUGAAAGCUCCGGUGUCGUUUGCACUAUUUUGUGUUGUGCAAUUGUCGUUCUGUUUUUAUUCCGGUGUGUGUGUUUUUAUUCCGGUGUGUGUGUAUAUGUAAAAAUUGUUUUAUUCUUUCCGAUCGAAUUUUAUACAACCUGUUUUUCUGUUUAUUUGUUUGUUUAUUUGUUUGUUUGUUUUUUACUUGAUUCUUUCACCCUACGCAUGUUUUUAAACCAUUUUAGCAUAGAUUUUUUUUAUUGUUAAGAAUUGUGAAAAAGAUAUUAUUUUACUUAUUUUCGUAUUUUAAAUUAUAUGUUGUGUUGGUUGUGCCACCGAAACGAAGACGGGUGAUGUUUGAACAUGAUGUUAUUGAGGGAACGAUAGUCCAUGGUGUGCUUCUGUCACAGUAUUACUCUUAUUGAAAAUUUGUCAGAGGUUCAUGUUCACCUCUGACAAAUUUUCAAUGAGAGUAAAAUGUGACGGUACAGAUAGGGUGCUAGACAAAUAAACAAUGGAAGAGGUUUUGAAAUAAGGCAGUAAUUAAUCGUGGAUUUCAGAGGUAAAAAUAGGUAGGAUUGUAAUGGGAGAAAUCAUACUCUUUAAAAGAAGAAUGCUGGUAGCCUCCCUUCUUAUUGUUUUUUUUUUGUUUUUUUUUUGUUUUGUUUGUAAUUUUUUGUUUCUUUGUGUUGUUGCUUUUUCAUUUAAUUUAUUUUUAAUUUGGUUCUGUACUACGGAUUUCCAUUGCAAACUUCGGAAACUUUUUUGUUCUUUGAAAUAAUUUGUUUUAUUUGAACACUAAUAGGUUUUCGUGUAACCUACCUGUUUCAAAUGUUUUUAGUUUAAACAGAGAUUCGAGGUGGUUGUUUUCCUUUUCAGAACAGUUGCACUUUUCACUUACCCCUCGUUAAUUUACCCGCCAGUUAUUUGCAAACGCCCUUGAUUCCGGCCAGUCAUCUGUUUUGAAAUACAGUUUGUGUCGAAUUUUCUAUUGAAUAGGUUUGUUAAACUUUUUUCUGUCCUGCAUCUUUUGACAAUUUAAGUCUGCGUUCAUAGUAUGACAACCUGGAACUCAAACCCUUCUUGUACAGUAGUAAUAAGAGGCUAAGCUCUAGGUUGUAUAGAUGUUUAUUGUUGUCUUUCCUUUAUUAAUAAUGAAGUUAUUGGAUUGAUAAUUUCAAAAUGGGUUAAUAAUUACAUACACGUCAUCUCAUGUAUUUAUGUAAAUAUGUCGUUCAUUUUUAUACAAUAAUCUACAGCAACUAA
Messenger RNA from Hydractinia symbiolongicarpus, 5009 nucleotides. Its product is annotated as inactive phospholipase C-like protein 2. The record is from RefSeq and is a predicted model, not a curated record. Lineage: Eukaryota; Metazoa; Cnidaria; Hydrozoa; Anthoathecata; Hydractiniidae. The coding region runs from base 192 to 3497 and encodes 1101 amino acids. The transcript is spliced from 29 exons. Gene Ontology annotation, biological process: intracellular signal transduction; lipid metabolic process. Gene Ontology annotation, molecular function: phosphatidylinositol-4,5-bisphosphate phospholipase C activity.